Messenger RNA from Microthlaspi erraticum, 1809 nucleotides. The record is from the annotation of a GenBank genome assembly. Lineage: Eukaryota; Viridiplantae; Streptophyta; Magnoliopsida; Brassicales; Brassicaceae.
AUGGAUUCUAUUGAGGCGUUACCACCUCCUCCGCCUGUUAUCCCUCCAAGUGUGGUUCCUGAAAUCGAGCCAGUGAAGAAGAAGACCAUUCUCCCAAUGGCUCGCCGUAGCUGCGGCUCUAAAGGGCAGAAGAUUCCUCUUCUUACUAACCACUUCAGUGUUAACCUCAACAAAGCAAGCGGUCACUUCUUCCAUUACAGUGUUGCUAUCACAUACGAAGAUGGCCGUCCAGUGGAGGCAAAAGGCAUUGGCAGAAAGAUUCUUGACAGAGUCCAGGAGACGUACAAGAGUGAACUGGGUUCCAAAUACUUUGCUUAUGAUGGUGAGAAGACUCUGUUCACUGUUGGUGCUCUUCCCAGCAACAAACUUGACUUUUCCGUUGUUCUUGAAGACUCGGUUUCUAGCAGAAACAACACUGGAAAUGCUAGCCCGGAAGAAACCAAUGACGGAGACAAGAAAAGGUCAAGGCGUCCAAACCAGUCCAAGAAAUUCAUGGUUAAGAUAAGCUAUGCUCCGAAGAUCCCAAUGCAGGCUAUUGCAAGCCCUAUCCAAGGAAAGGAAACAGAGAAUCUCCAAGAUGCUAUAAGAGUCCUGGAUAUCAUCUUGCUCCAGAGUGCAGCUAGGCAAGGUUGCCUCCUUGUCCGCCAGCCCUUUUUUCACAAUGACGCAGCUAACUUUAGAACUACUCAGGGAGGCUUAUCCUUGAAUAUUGAAUGCGAAAGAUCCAGGCUCUCUGGACUGGAACAAGGUAAGUCAUCUUCUUUAUUAUGCUGUGGAGUUUAUCUCACGUUUAGCAUCUUUGAGAAGUACUUAUCUGGUAACCUGAUCUUCUCUCAUCAGGCUAGACGUACUCUAAAGAGUCUGAGGGUUUCGGUUGCCCCUUCAAACAGAGAAUACAAGAUAACCGGACUCAGCGAACAACUCUGCAAAAAUCAUUUGUUUACUCGGAAUCUGAAAAAAGAUAAUGGGGAAGUCGAGGAGGUUGAGACAACAGUGGGAGUUUCUUCAUGUAGUAAUAGUAAAGAGGAUAAGAGAGUUGAACCUGAGGUAUCUUCUGUUUACUCGAGUGUAUCUUCUGUUGGAGGAUCAUCAUCUAGUCAAAAGGACGAUCGAGUGUCAGAUUAUUUGGGUGAGGAUAUACCACAGAGGCUCAAAGGUGCUCCUUCUAAACCACCUACUACACCAAGACGGAUUAGGCGAAAUGAGGAUAAUUACGCAUAUGUUUACAUAGACUAUGAAACCGUUCGUUUAAGGGGAGACAUCAAUGAAGAGAAGAUUAAGAAGCUUAGGAGAGACCUUUUAGCGAUAGUCAACUUGGGUUUGCGCGAGGGAGAGGGCCCCUACAUACUGGCUAAGGUGAAUAUAUAUAUGCUUGAGGAACAGGGUAAGAAAAAUUUUGUUCGGGCUUUGGAAGGAGAAGGGUUUAAAGUCUAUACAUUUGAAGAAAGGAAUAUGUUUUGUUCAAAACAUGGACCUGCUGAGAAUCGGCGUCGUCGGAUUCGCCGUGAGAAUAUUCUCCGGGAAGCUCGAUUACGUAACGAGCGUAUAACUUUGCAGAAGGAGCUCCUUCUCGAGAUGGCAUUUGGUUUGGAUUUACAACAGAGGUGCACCAUUGUUAAACAUGAGAGAACUCGUAGUAGGAUACUCUACAUGUCGAACGACGAGAGGUUUAGUAGCCAGGGUUUUCUCGAAACUUUGAAGUGUAGGGGUAGAGAUGGUACAGCUAGUGUUGGUGUCCGCCAUACCAUGACAGAAGACAUGGUUGGCGUCCCAAUGAGAAGUCCCUUGAGAAAGUUAACCAGAAGAUGA